Molecule: messenger RNA, 1725 nt
Organism: Hyla sarda
Lineage: Eukaryota; Metazoa; Chordata; Amphibia; Anura; Hylidae
Product: translational activator of cytochrome c oxidase 1
Exons: 6
Coding region: 165-1034 (289 amino acids)
Cellular component (GO): mitochondrion
Source: RefSeq, a predicted model, not a curated record
CCCCAAACUCCUAGUUAGACCAAUAAUGAUUACAGCUCACCUACACCUCUUCUCCAGGGACUUGUGCAGGGACUCAACACCAAUAUUAAAGGGUGUGAGUUACUGUGAUGACAUCAUAAAGGAUUAGUGGAAACCCUAUUAACGGGUAAGCUGGCAGUGGUACCAUGUCUCUAGUGCUGGGCAGGCUCUGCGUCUCCUACAGGAGCUGCCUCUGGAGGUCACUGUCUGGAUGCCAGGAAGCUCUGGAUAGAUUCUGUUGCCCUGGUCGUCAGGGGGCAAGUCUUCACACAUCUAUCGUAGCCUCAGCUGGGCAUAAUAAAUGGUCAAAAGUGAAGCAUAUAAAAGGUCCGAAGGAUGCAGCCAGGGCACGUCUGUUCGCCAAGCUCAGCAUGAUGAUCAAAGUGGCAGUAAGAGAAGGAGGACCACACCCUGACUUCAAUCCGCAGUUGUAUCAACUAAUUGAGCAGGGCCGGCAAAGGAACAUGCCAAAAGUGUCCAUUGAGGCUGCUAUUAAGGGAGCGGAUAAAUCUAAACCCACAUCCUAUGCGCUGCUUCAGGCUAGAGGGCCCGGUGGAUGUUCCCUCAUUAUUGAACUCUUGACUGAUAACACCAGUCGCUCUUUUGCAGAUCUCAGGCUCCUGCUCAACAAAAAUGGCGGAACUCCCACUGAUGCAUUGCACUGCUUUAACAAAAAGGGGGUUGUGACCACCCAGACUCAAGACCGAGAUGGCAAACCUGUGCAGAUGGAGCAGGCUCUUGAUUUGGCGAUUCAAUCCGGAGCUGAGGAUGUGCAAGAAUUUCAGGAUGAGGAGGAGGAGACGGAUGUGUAUAAGUAUAUCUGUGAUUUAUCGUCACUACGAGAUGUCCGUAGCCAACUGAUCUCCUUGGGAUUAGUGCCCAUCUCCUCUGGGCUGGAGUAUUUGCCUAUUACCACUGUAGAACUCUCAGAUGCUGACAAAGAAAGGGUCUUCAAACUCUUGGAACUGAUCAAAGACCAACCGGAUGUCAUGCGGAUCUAUGACAACAUAGAAUAACAGUCACCCUCAGGAGGGGUGGCCGCCACUCACAACUCGGUGUAAGGAUCCUCACUGCCCUAAUGGCUUCAGCUGUGAACUCCACAUAGGUUCUAAGUUUAGUUUCUCACAAGGAUCUGCAUGGACUCCAUUGUCACCCAGCUACUAAAAGGCAUAUGUCUAGUUAUGCAACGGUACAGCUUAGCAUCUUCUCUAAACAAUGCAGUGGUGGGUUGAAAUGGAUGUCUGUCUGCUUUCCAGGAAUGAUGGUCAAGUCAGUUUAAUUAAAGGAAAACACCAGGCAAAACUAAUAUCGUUUUUAUAUACUUCUAUAUGGGACAGAGAAAUAAGGGAAGAAUCAUUGUGCCAUGCUCUACCGCCUUAUACCCUGCACUAGGUAUAACACAGUGUAUAAGUUUAGUUUGGAGUGUUUCUUUAACAGGAAAGGCUCACUCAAUGACUUAUGGAUCUUAGUGAAUAUUAAAGUGUACCUGUCAUUUAAAAAAAAAAAACUUUGAUAUGUCAUAGCAAAAGUUUUCAUCAGUCAGGGUCUGAGUGUUCAGACCUCGACUGAUCACAGGAACAAGUUUUUAAAUGUUUUUAUUUUUAAGGCAGGUAGACUUUAAAUAUAAUUUAUUAUGGAUUAUAACACAAUUUUAACCCUGUAAAGACCACACAAUCUGACAGUAAAAAAUUAAAUGAAAGUAAAAAA